Molecule: messenger RNA, 789 nt
Organism: Cyclopterus lumpus (lumpfish)
Lineage: Eukaryota; Metazoa; Chordata; Actinopteri; Perciformes; Cyclopteridae
Gene: stard15
Product: StAR-related lipid transfer (START) domain containing 15
Exons: 6
Coding region: 4-789 (261 amino acids)
Molecular function (GO): lipid binding
Source: RefSeq, a predicted model, not a curated record
GAGAUGCCGGUGCAGAUCCCGGACGACUCGGACUUCUCCUCGUUCAGAGAGCAGUGUCUGAGCGGUGCCGGGUGGACCAGCCGCUACAGCAGAGGGGGGGUCACGGUGUGGUGUCACGAGGAGGAGACCGGGACCGUCCAGAAACUCAAGAUGAGGAUCGCGUGUAAAGACGUGAACGCUGAGACGCUUUACGACGUCCUCCACGACACCAGCUACCGCAAGAAGUGGGACACCAACAUGAUCGACACGUACGACAUCGGGAGGCUGACCGCCAACGCAGACGUGGGAUAUUACUCCUGGAAGUGUCCGAGUCCUCUGAAGAACAGAGACUUUGUGACGAUGAGAUCUUGGCUUCCUCUCGGCAACGACUACCUGAUCAUCAACUACUCCGUCAAACACCCGAAACAUCCUCCCAAGAAGGACUACGUCCGAGCCGUGUCCUUGUUGACCGGAUACCUGAUCCAGUCCAACGGAGCCAGCUGCUCCACCCUCUACUACCUGACCCAGAUGGACCCACGAGGUUCCUUACCAAAGUGGGUUGUGAACCGAGUGUCUCAGUUUGUGGCUCCAAAGGCCAUGAGGAAGAUCUACAAGGCGUCUCUGAAGUACCCGGACUGGAAGAGGAAGCACGAGCCCGGCCUGAAGCCGUGGACGUUCCCCGAGCAGAACGCGCUGCCCAGCGUCAGCGUGUCGGAGCUCAGCGUCCAGAGAGCCGACUCGCUGGAGAACAUCGACGAGAGCGGCCUGAGCGAGGACAAGACGCGCCACAGCGAGGACGAGGAGACUUAG